Messenger RNA from Brienomyrus brachyistius, 1260 nucleotides. RefSeq lists its product as uncharacterized. Lineage: Eukaryota; Metazoa; Chordata; Actinopteri; Osteoglossiformes; Mormyridae. The transcript is spliced from 3 exons. The coding region runs from base 120 to 890 and encodes 256 amino acids. The record is from RefSeq and is a predicted model, not a curated record.
GGAACAGUGGCUAAUGGCUCCGCUUCUUUGAUUGUUUUUUUUAAUAUUGACUACGAUUGCCUAUUUGCUUUGGUAGAAGAUGAAGAUAAUUGACCAAUGGAUGUGGGAUUCACACUGUCAUGAUGUCGGAGCAACUCACAUACCACCUUCUCGAAAGUCUUCUGCAUAAAAUGGAAAUGGGAUUCAGCGCGACUCCACUAAAUUUGGAUUACCUGGAGUUCCUUUGUCAUCAGGAGCUGUAUCUUCUGCAAGCCCUGUCUAAUCACAUUGAAGUACCUCCUGCUAUCACCCUGGCUUUGCAAGAGCUCUUUGACCUUGUGAGGGCACAUCUGGAACGUCCAGCCCCAUGUGUCACACAGGAAGUCACUGCCACCAAUGGACGACCCAAGAUUUUGAUUGAAGAACAACGUUUGAAAGAAAUGCUCCAUACUCAACUUCCUGUGCCUUGCAUAGCCACACUGAUGGGUGUUUCAAGAAGAACAAUCUUAAGAAGAAUGAAAGAGUAUGAGCUCUGUGUUAGGGACACAUAUAAUUCCAUCAGUGAUGAGGAACUUGACAAUUUGGUUUCUUCGGUUAAGAAUGAUCUACCAAAUGCAGGCUACAGGAUGGUCAGAGGGAGGCUGCAGUCAAUGGGCUACAGGGUUCGGUGGAGAAGAGUUGCAGCCUCCAUGCAUAGGGUUGAUUCCAUGGGCAUCAUAUCAAGGUUGUCAAGUCUUGGCUGUGUUGUACGCAGAAUGUACUCUGUACCAGGGCCCUUGUCUCUGGUACACGUGGACACAAACCACAAGUUGAUCCGGUGCUGGUUCAGACGGCAUUCUGCAGCAGGGACACCACCCGUCAUGCAGCAUCCUGCAAAUCUCCCUAUCUCAACAGCCCACAUAACAGAAUAACAUUAGUGUAUGAUUCAGUAGGGCUAGUCCAGGUCUGGAAAGUAGUUGGGCCAGAUUUUCAAACCAAGAAAUUCAGCUGGGCCAGACAUUUUCAGUGGCCCAGUAAGCAGCAGGUAAUGGCAUUUUAAACAAACGCAAAUCAAGGUACAUUAUUUUAAAAAGCUACAACUGAACAGAAUCUGAGAGCAAUAUUUUUUUUUCACUUCUGAAAUAAAAAAAAUAUUUUGGUCGUAUCUGACCUAGACGCAUCUCAAAGUGCAUAAAAAGAAAAAAAAUGCCUAUGAGAUGGUAAACUGCCAGACAUAAAGAAAAAGGGAAAAAUCGGCUAUAUACUGUAGUGAUCCAUUUCACCCACACAGGCAUGAUCACC